GCGCUCUAUCUAUCUGCAGGAAGAGGAAGAAGAUGAUGGGCCAUGCCGGGCAUGGACAAGGAGACCGAGCGGCUGCUGAUGCGUUUCUAUCCUCGCGUCAGCAGCCUGGCCGAUUACCUCUGCCAGCUUCUGCCGCAGUCUGAGGGCCACGCUUGUGUUGAGGAGCUGUUCCAGUCACCCGAGUCGUCGUGCAGCUCCAAUUUGUCUUCCUCCUUGGCCUGCCUCCGGGGGGCCUUGGUCGGACACUCCGAGAUCGCACAACAGCCUCUUUAUCGAACUUGGAGGCGUCCAAGAGAGGAGGAAGCGCUGGCGCUCGGCGAUGUUGCACAGAUUGUCGAGCAGGCGCAAUUACGCCUCUUUCAACAGGAGAGAGGUCGCCAAGGAAGAAAAACAACGUCUGCAGCCAACAUCCUCACUCACGGCUACCGAAGGGCAGACGAGCGAGCAAGCGUCUUCAAGCUGCCGCUCGUGUCGGGCUCGUCGGCCUUGACAAACUUCUACGUAAACACAAAUGUCACGCGCAUCGUCAUGGGCCCUGAAUGGAGGCGAAUGCUCCUCUUGUGAGUCACUGCGUCGGCUGCCAUGAACGAAAGUCCGUGGCUGACAACAGUCCAGCCUAGGGCCAGAUAUCUUGCUAUACCUUCUCACAACAACCUCCCUCUUUCUGCCCAUCGACGGAUCUCAAGGCUGCUUCGUCCAGCUCUUUGGCACCCCGGUCGGUGAUCUAUCCGAGCUUCAGGGUGUAGAGGUAGAAGAUGCAGACGGAAGGUCGUCAAAACUGCCAACGUCACGAAAGAGGAAGAGGACUCGGGCGACUGCCAGCAAGCAGA
Molecule: messenger RNA, 830 nt
Organism: Acaromyces ingoldii
Lineage: Eukaryota; Fungi; Basidiomycota; Exobasidiomycetes; Exobasidiales; Cryptobasidiaceae
Exons: 2
Coding region: 43-564 (173 amino acids)
Source: RefSeq, a predicted model, not a curated record